Molecule: messenger RNA, 357 nt
Organism: Amorphotheca resinae ATCC 22711
Lineage: Eukaryota; Fungi; Ascomycota; Leotiomycetes; Helotiales; Amorphothecaceae
Exons: 1
Coding region: 46-336 (96 amino acids)
Source: RefSeq, a predicted model, not a curated record
CUAAGGUAAGGUUUCCAUCCCUAGGUAAGGUAGAUUCCAGCUACCAUGCCAUGCCAUGCUAUGCCAUUGACCAAAUUUCCAUCCCUCAGGUACCUUACCUUACCUUACCUUACCUUACCUAUCCGCAGCCCCUCACAGACUGGACUCCCCUCCAUGAUCCCAUCCAUCCAUCCAUCCAUCCAUCCAUCACUCAAUCCAAUCCAAUCCAUCACUCCCUCAAAAAAAUACGAUGAUCCAUCAGCCUAUCUAUCACCCUACCAACCCGAGUCAGUACUCAGUAGUCCCCGUCCCCCGGUACCUAUCCGCGGCGCGCAACCAAAUUUCCAAGCUCCAUAAAUACCUAUGGCUGGCCCCCCC